Episyrphus balteatus (marmalade hoverfly) is the source of this 492-nucleotide messenger RNA. It is a transcript of the gene Obp84a, whose product is annotated as general odorant-binding protein 84a. The coding region runs from base 12 to 461 and encodes 149 amino acids. Gene Ontology annotation, molecular function: odorant binding. The record is from RefSeq and is a predicted model, not a curated record. The transcript is spliced from 4 exons. Lineage: Eukaryota; Metazoa; Arthropoda; Insecta; Diptera; Syrphidae.
AGGUUUGAAAAAUGUUUUCGGUUAGAUUUUUGAUAGUUUUCGUUAUAUCGGUCGGUUUUUUUGGAAUUCAACAUAUUGAUGGAAUUCCGAUGGAAUGCACAUCAACUAAAAGUGCUUCAAGCAUGGAUCUUAAAGAAGUCAUGGAUACAUGCAACUCUAGUUUUACAAUACCGAUGGAUUAUAUUAUCGAGUUCAAUACAACUGGAAUACUUCCCGAUGAAACUGAUAAAACUGGAAUGUGUUAUAUUCGAUGUGCCUUUGAAAAAUUAGGUCUCAUUAAAGAUUGGAAACUAGAUAAGCCACUUUUGCAAAAUACAAUGUGGCCAGCUACUGGAGAUUCUGUGGAAGUUUGUGAACAGGAAGGAAAAAGUGAGUCAAAUGCAUGUGUGAGAACUUAUGCAAUUGCAAAAUGUCUCAUGAUCCGAGCAAUUGUCGAUGCUAGAGACAAACAAGUCAUUUAGAGCUUGGAUUAAAUAAAUAUUAAAUUUCUGC